AUGUUAGGUGUUGUUGUUGGUGUUGAGAACGUGGAAAGGCUGCUGAACCGAGCUCUAACACCGAAGGAUAUGGCAUUCAUGGACACCUUCUACUUUACCAACACGGAGGAUAAUGUCCUUGAGUACAAUAUCAGAUACCCUUCUGACCAGUGUUGCUAUCGUCUUGUUAUCUUUGACGAAAGCUAUGGGCAGUGGGGAGGCAUACGACCGAAUGAAGAUAGACUGACCUGUCGGGAUAAGAUAGAUCGUGUAUAUAACCCGGACUACAGAAUCAUACUGACUGAUCUUGAUCCGGUUUGUCACGUGAAGACCGAUGCUGCUGGCUUUAAAUGGCUGGUUUGUCAUGGUCGCUUCAACUUCGCAUCCCGACAGCGCCCACAGUCUUACUUCGUUCAUCUUACUAACUGCCGAAGCAACCGAAAAGGACUAAGGAACGUCACGUAUUCACUUCAUAUGACUAAUGGAAACAACGGUCUCAUGAAAGAAUUUGCCGAGAAUCAGAAGUCUGAGAUUUUCUCGUGCCUGUCUACGAUUCUCUUUGUGUCUGUUCUGCUGCUUGUAUCGAAGGGGUUCACAAUCACCCGAGCUCAGGUGAGUCUUUUUGGAACAUUGAAGAUGAUAGUGUUUGGUUUGGUAUACGGAGCAUCCUACACUGUAGUCUUCUUUGAUCAACGAGUGCUGCUUGACCCCCAAGACAUCAUCGCUAGUGUGACGUCAAUGUCUGCAGGUGGCUUGAUCGGUAUUAAGUUCGGCGGCUGCAUUGUGUUCGUGUACGGAUGCUUCUUUACGAUUAAGAACUACCCGAAAAAGGCGCUCUUCUAUUUACCAUUCACUUUAUUCUUUAGUGUUUGGUUUAUGACUGAGCCCACCUAUCGACUGCUGUCCAUCUACGUCUACCCAGUUCUGCAAAGUCCGAAUAUCUGGAACGGAAUCGACCUGGUGUUGUCUUUUGCUGGACACGCCUAUUUCUUGUGCAUAACGCGACCUGACCUUCUUAAUAAACGGUUCCCUUUCCAUCUACAAGCAGGCAAGAUUUCGUUCCGGGAUAUCGAUGAUGACGUGGAGAAUAUCUACCAGGCCUCUCCUGAUUACUCGGUCUUCCAGACUGGAAAGAAUCCUACUGGAACUGGCACGACUUUGAGCAUUCACGAUGCACCUGACACGGCUUUGACCAUUCACGAUGCACCUGACACGGCUUUGACCAUUCACGAUGCACCUGAUACGGCUUUGAGCAUUCCCGGUGCACCUGACACGACUUUGAGCAUUCACAAUGAACCUGAGCACUUCUUUACUCCGGUGAUCUAA
Strongylocentrotus purpuratus (purple sea urchin) is the source of this 1305-nucleotide messenger RNA. Its product is annotated as transmembrane protein 145-like. The transcript has 11 exons. The coding region runs from base 1 to 1305 and encodes 434 amino acids. The record is from RefSeq and is a predicted model, not a curated record. Gene Ontology annotation, biological process: G protein-coupled receptor signaling pathway; response to pheromone. Lineage: Eukaryota; Metazoa; Echinodermata; Echinoidea; Camarodonta; Strongylocentrotidae.